Messenger RNA from Alosa alosa (allis shad), 2179 nucleotides. RefSeq names its product G protein-coupled receptor 37a (gene gpr37a). Gene Ontology annotation, cellular component: plasma membrane; signaling receptor complex. Lineage: Eukaryota; Metazoa; Chordata; Actinopteri; Clupeiformes; Clupeidae. Gene Ontology annotation, biological process: adenylate cyclase-inhibiting G protein-coupled receptor signaling pathway; positive regulation of MAPK cascade. The transcript is spliced from 4 exons. Gene Ontology annotation, molecular function: G protein-coupled peptide receptor activity; prosaposin receptor activity. The record is from RefSeq and is a predicted model, not a curated record. The coding region runs from base 314 to 2179 and encodes 621 amino acids.
UUUCCUCGCUGGCCGUGAACUGCCCCUCAUCCCUGCUGAGACGAUGGAUGUACUUUCCAAGCUGCAGAUAAUAUCAGAUCUGUAAUUUGUUGUGCCAUCGCGUUAGUUUUCGGAGUAACUUCAAGUUGCAUUUUAGGAUGAUGGUAGACUUUGUCAUCGGUCAUGCCUGUUAGGAACAUUUCUGUUUUAAACAUUGACUUAGGGAUUGAGUUUUUUGUUACGAAGCUAUGACUUGACGGUGAUUGUUGACGUUGUGUACAAUUUGAAUAAUCUGUAAUAUGCACAUUCAUGUGCUCUCACGAAGCACGCAAUAAUGUUUUUGCUCGUAAGGCUUACUUUUUUCUUGGGUAGUUUGGCGCUGGUUACUGUCUUGUCAGACGCCAGGAUCUCUAAUAUGGAUGGAAAUUCUAGCGGAACUGGGAUGACAACGGUCAACAACAGCAGGCUGGCAGAGGGAUUAUCAAGGAACAGCCCGACUCUUCACGAGACUUACAGAAAAAUAGUGCGCUCCACAGGUGCGUCAGUUUUGGAUUCUGAGAGGACUUCAACAACUGAUAGUAAAGCUCAUUCAACAAAACAUAGUAGGCCUAGUUCCGAUCAUAUGUUAUCAAGGCGAAAUGAAAUCUCGAGUAAUCACCUCGAAUUUCUUGGGCAUCGAGUCAACAGCCAAACACAGGAGCUGGAGGUGCCAGGAACCACCAGUAAACCAACAUCCAUACACUCGGACUCGGAGCAUCGCCUUGGGGGACAGCCCAGAUUUAAAAGAGUUGCAGAAGACAGCAAAACAAAAGAUUUAAUUGAAAAGAGACCGACUGACAAAUAUGGCAAAGAAACAAAUCUUGGAGAUGUGCAUUUAGCAACAUCAAAUACCAUGUGGGAAUCUGUGCCGAAGCCUAUGGCACAGAAUUCAACAGAUUCUCCUUUCGAUUUCACCAGAAAUUAUGAUUUAUUAACUGUGCCAGAUCAUGAUUUAGACGAAAUCACCCCUUUGAUACCACUGGUUACACGAAAGAGAGGUAAUGAAGUAAAAAAUCCCUUUUACCCUGUCACAUCUGAAACAUAUGGAGCAUAUGUGAUUUUGAUCAUUUCUGUUAUAAUUUUCUCCGUUGGAAUUCUCGGCAACAUAACAAUUAUGUGCAUCGUUUGUCACAACUACUACAUGCGAAGCAUCUCCAAUUCCCUCCUGGCCAAUCUUGCUUUUUGGGAUUUUAUUAUCAUAUUUUUCUGCCUGCCUUUAGUCAUUUUCCAUGAAUUGACAAAGGACUGGCUACUUGGAGAAUUCUCUUGCAAGAUUAUUCCAUAUAUUGAGGUGGCUUCAUUAGGCGUAACGACAUUUACACUCUGUGCACUCUGCAUCGACCGCUUCCGCGCCGCCACUAACGUGCAAAUGUACUACGAGAUGAUCGAGAACUGCACGUCCACGGCGGCCAAGCUGGCGGUCAUCUGGGUUGGCGCUCUUCUGCUGGCUCUGCCGGAGCUGCUGAUCCGGCAGCUGGUGCGGGAGGAGCGCGAGCCGGCCGAGGUGACGCCGUGCGAACGCUGCGUGGUGCGCAUCUCCACCGAGCUGCCGGACACGCUCUACGUGCUGGGCCUGACCUAUGACAGCGCGCGCCUCUGGUGGUACUUCGGCUGCUACUUCUGCCUGCCCACGCUCUUCACCAUCUGCUGCUCGCUGGCCACCGCGCAGAAGAUUCGACAGGCCGAGCGCGCCAACGUGCGGGCCAGCCGCAAGCAGAUCCAGCUGGAGGGCCAGAUGAACUGCACGGUGGUGGCGCUUGCCAUUGUCUACGGCUUCUGCAUCAUCCCCGAGAACAUCUGCAACAUCGUGUCGGUGUACAUGGCGGCGGGCGUGCCGCGCCGCGCGCUGGACAUCCUGCACCUGGUCAGCCAGAUGCUGCUCUUCUGCAAGUCGGCGGUGACGCCGGUGCUGCUGCUGGCCCUGUGCCGGCCCUUCAGCCGCGCCUUCAUGGACUGCUGCUGCUGCUCACUAGAACAUCGCAACCCCAGCGAGAGGACACGCCGGGAAGCGCCGUCCGUCAUGCACGUGUCACAGACUAUUGUCCAGGGAAUCGGGGAGGCGGAGGACAGGGGAGAGGAGGAGGAGAGGCUGGACAGGACAGGACACCACCCUGUGUGGAGCCUCAUGCUGCAGCCUCACUGCAGCACACUUGAAAACUAG